AUGAUCUGCAGCGCAAGCUGCAGGGUCCCAGCCCCCAGUGCCCAGCACCCAGCGCCCAGCACCCAGCAGCCAGCCCCCAGGCCCCAGCAGCCAGCACCCAGCCCCCAGCACCCAGCACCCAGCGCCCAGCCCCCAGCACCCAGCGCCCAGCCCCCAGCGCCCGGCACCCAGCACCCAGGCCCCGGCAGCCAGCCCCCAGCGCCCAGCCCCCAGCGCCCAGCGCCCAGUGCCCAGCCCCCAGACCCCAGUGCCCAGCGCCCAGGCCCCAGCACCCAGCGCCCAGGCCCCAGCACCCAGCACCCAGCCCCCAGCGCCCAGCGCCCAGCACCCAGCGCCCAGCCCCCAGCCCCCAGCCCCCAGCUCUGUGUAGGGCCCUCCAGCCUUCCCCAGCCUCUGCCUCUGGCUUCCCUCCCGCAGCUGCAGAGUCCCAGCGCCCAGAACCCAGGCCCCAGCAGCCAGCCCCCAGCCCCCAGCGCCCAGCACCCAGCACCCAGCACCCAGCGCCCAGCCCCCAGGCCCCAGCAGCUAGCCCCCAGUCCCCGGGCCCCAGCGCCCAGCCCCCAGCGCCUGGCCCCCAGCGCCCAGCGCCCAGCCCCCAGCCCCCAGCGCCCAGCGCCCAGAACCCAGCAGCCAGCCCCCAGCGCCCAGCCCCCAGUGCCCAGCGCCCAGCAGCCAGCCCCCAGGCCCCAGCAGCCAGCCCCCAGCCCCCAGCCCCCAGCGCCCCGGCCCCAGCCCCCAGCCCCCAGCGCCCAGUGCCCAGCACCCAGCGCCCAGCGCCCAGGCCCCAGCACCCAGCACCCAGCGCCCAGGCCCCAGCACCCAGCACCCAGCACCCAGCGCCCAGGCCCCAGCACCCAGUGCCCAGCACCCAGGCCCCAGCCCCAGCCCCUAGCCCCCAGCGCCCAGGCCCCAGCACCCAGCACCCAGCACCCAGCGCCCAGCACCCAGGCCCCAGCAGCCAGCCCCCAGCCUCCAGCCCCCAGUGCCCAGUGCCUAGCACCCAGCGCCCAGCGCUCAGCACCCAGGCCCCAGCCCCCAGCCCCCAGCCCCCAGCGCCCAGCCCCUAGCGCCCAGGCCCCAGCCCCCAGCCCCCAGCCCCCAGCGCCCAGGCCCCAGCCCCCAGGCCCCAGCACCCAGCACCCAGCGCCCAGCACCCAGGCCCCAGCACCCAGGCCCCAGCACCCAGUGCCCAGCGCCCAGCGCCCAGGCCCCAGCCCCCAGGCCCCAGCGCCCAGCACCCAGCACCCAGCCUCCACUGCUGGCUGUGCGCCCAGCCCUUCCCGCGGCGGGUUUCCAGCUCCGUGGCCGGCCACUCCGCGGUCCGCGCCUCGGGCCUGGGGAAGCUCCCGGGGCAGGCGGCUCCAGCCCUCGCGGGCAGUGCCCCUGGCAGCCUCCCGCGCCCCUGGCGCUGUCCCUGAUCGCGUCAGGCUGAGUCUAAGAGGAGGCCGGGAGCAGAGGGGGUCGGGGAGAUACGGGGUGCUGGGCCAGCGCGGCACGCCGCCUGGGGCGCGGGCCCUCCAAGGUCCCCCAGGUGCCCCCAGCAUCAGCGCGGCCGCCGGGCUGGAAGACGCUGCCCUGAGUGGAGUCCGAGCGCCCUCUGCUGGUCGCCGUGCGCAGAGGCGGGCGCUGGCAUCUGCGCGGGCGGCCGGGGCCGCAAAGGCGGUGGACGCUGACCAGCCGGGGGCUCAUCAGAACAAAUCCCCAAGUGUCCUCUAA
Molecule: messenger RNA, 1716 nt
Organism: Mirounga angustirostris (Northern elephant seal)
Lineage: Eukaryota; Metazoa; Chordata; Mammalia; Carnivora; Phocidae
Product: basic proline-rich protein-like
Exons: 2
Coding region: 1-1716 (571 amino acids)
Source: RefSeq, a predicted model, not a curated record